CACAAACGUACGAAUGCUCAGGAAGUAGACUUGCUCGAUGUCAACUUUGCCUCGAAAUGCAAAUGUAUUCGAAACUAUGCCACAUUUUCAAGACUUAAGCAAUAAUCGACUAUAAGUCAUGCCGGCUCAGCCCACUGCGAGGGAAUCAGAAGAGGAGAUGGAGGCCGACCCUGAGUUCCCUCAGACAAAUGGUGAGAUAGAGGAGGAACGAGAGAGAGCAGAGGAGACAAUGGAGGAGAGUGGAGAAGACCGGGAGAGUGAUCUGGAGGAGAGUGAGGCAGAGGAGGAAGAAGAAGAAGAGGAAGAAAGUUCAGAAAUGGAUGGUGAAGAUUGCGAGAGAAGACGAACACAAUGCCUAGACGAAAUGUCUGACUUGGAAAAACAAUUCAUGGAGCUAAAAGACAAACUGUUUCAAGAACGCCUGAACCAGGUCAAAAUGAAGCUGGAUGAGGUUUUAACAGGGAAGGCAAGAGAGUACAGAGAUCCUCUGGCAACACUGCAACAAAACCUACAGCAGGGAACACAAGUUGCAGGUGUGUAUAGAGAACUCUGUCUGCAGGUGGUCAGACACAAACAUGAAUGUGAGGUGCAGGGGGCAAGACAACAUCUAGAGAGUGAGAAGACACUCUUGUUUGAUGCCAUAAAAACAGAACUGCUGGAGAAGAUACGCAGACUUGAGGAGGACAAACAGAGCGUAGACAUUACAUCAGAGUGGUGGAAUGAUGAAGUGAGGAUGAAGAAGUGCAAGAGGAGACGUCACCCGAUUCGCCCGGAGAGGAAGAGGAAAGCAGCACUAGUGUCAGGGCCGUACAUUGUGUAUAUGCUGAGAGACAUUGAUAUAUUGGAGGACUGGACGGCCAUUAAGAAGGCUAAAGCAGCGCUGAUUCCCUUGAAAAAGAAGGCAGAGAACAGACAGGUUUCAGUGAGAUGUGAAGGUGGGGCUCUAUUCUAUGAUGGAGAGAGAUUCUCCAAAGGCAGCAGCGUCGUUCUAGAAAUCAGCGACGACAGCCCAGCACAGGCUGUAAUAACAGGGAUCAGCGCAGGAGAGAUCUGGUUCAAGCACACAGAUGGCAGCAAAACCAAAAUCUACGUCUCCCAGCUUCAGAAAGGCAAAUACACCAUACGAAAGGCUUAGAGCCUAGUGCAGACACUCGGAGAGUGUGUGUACCUACUCUUUAGUAGUUACCAAAUAACACACAUGCACACACUUGCAGACACCUAUAAAAUUGUGGAUAAUAUGAUGCUUUGCACUGGUAUUAAGUAGACCAGAGACUGUCCCAAAUUAACAAAUUUACAUUUGUUACUCUUAUGACAAACAUAUUACAUAUUAUAUGCACUAGUACUGCACAAAAACAAUUUCCAGUGCAGCAGUUCAAUAACUAAUACACGUGAAUACUGUUGACCAAAUAUUUUAACAGCUUUGAAUGAUAACAGACCAUAUAUUUCUAGACUUACAUUUGAUUUCCCCAAACCAAGUACAUUUAUAAUACUGACCUUGUAUGAAGUCUUGAUAUGCACUAGGAUCACAUAAGGUUUGUUGGAUAAUUUAAGCAAUAUGACACAAGCAAAACUACUGAAUAUCAGCACAGCUGUAGGCACGUAAUGAAUUCACCUCAUAGUUUCACUUGAAGUGACAAUUCCCCCCAAAUAAAAAAUCUGUCAUCAUUUACUCACCCUCGAGUUGUUCCAAAUCUGUAUAAAAUUCUUUGUUCUGAUGAACACAGAGAAAGAUAUUUUGAAGAAUGCUUGUAACCAAACAGUUCUUGGCCACCAAUGACUACCAUAGUUGGAAAAAUUACAAUGGCAGUCAAAAGUGCCCCAGAACUACAUUCCUACAUUCUUCAAAAUACCUUCUUUUGUGUUCAACAGAACAAAUGACAUUUAUAAAGCAAAUUUGACUUCUUUCUUGUUCAUCAGAACAAAGACAUUUAUACAGAUUUGGAACAACUCGAGUAACUAGAGUAAAUGAGAUGGAAUUCUCAUUUUUGGGUGAGCUGUUCCUUUUACAUUAGUGUGAAUUUUUUUCUCCAUUAACACAAUAGUUCCAAAAGAAGCCGAAGCCUCAAGCAUAAUAAUAUGAAAUUCAAAGUCCAGCUUGGAUACACUUAAAACAUCACAUUUGUUGCAAAACCUGCUCCUUUCGAAUGAUCUGUUUUAAUGCAGAAAACACAAUCAACCACUGCACAUCAUAAAAAUACAAAUUGUAACAGAUUUUUUCUGUACAUCUUGCAAGACUGUUGUUCUAAUAUUUAUAGACAUCUGUAAACUGAUCUGAUGACUGGGAGGUGCUUUUUAAGACAUAUUUAUGAAUUGUUCAUGAUAACCAUGUAUUUAUAACAAGAAGCAUUAUUAAAAUCUAAUCUUUU
This is a messenger RNA of Triplophysa rosa, 2366 nucleotides long. RefSeq names its product BRMS1 transcriptional repressor and anoikis regulator (gene brms1). Gene Ontology annotation, cellular component: Sin3-type complex. Gene Ontology annotation, molecular function: histone deacetylase binding. The record is from RefSeq and is a predicted model, not a curated record. Gene Ontology annotation, biological process: negative regulation of transcription by RNA polymerase II. Bases 119 to 1135 code for a protein of 338 amino acids. The transcript is spliced from 11 exons. NCBI's taxonomy places the organism in Eukaryota, Metazoa, Chordata, Actinopteri, Cypriniformes, Nemacheilidae.